Molecule: messenger RNA, 5099 nt
Organism: Erinaceus europaeus (western European hedgehog)
Lineage: Eukaryota; Metazoa; Chordata; Mammalia; Eulipotyphla; Erinaceidae
Gene: ASAH2
Product: N-acylsphingosine amidohydrolase 2
Exons: 14
Coding region: 1032-2453 (473 amino acids)
Biological process (GO): long-chain fatty acid biosynthetic process; sphingosine biosynthetic process; ceramide catabolic process
Cellular component (GO): extracellular region
Molecular function (GO): N-acylsphingosine amidohydrolase activity
Source: RefSeq, a predicted model, not a curated record
UGUGAAAGGAUGUUGGAUUAUGUCAAAGGCUUCCUCUAUAUCUACUGAGCUGUGCUUAUUUUUGAUGUGGUGAACCACACCAAUUGACUUACGUAUACUGAACCAGCCUUAGUGGGAUAAAUCCCACUUGGUCAUGGUGAACAGUCUUUUUGAGAUACUGCUGUAUUCAUGGCUAGGAGUUUGUUCAGUAUUUUAACAUCUAUGCUAAUCAGAGAUAUUGGUCUAUAGUUUUCCUUUUUUUUGUUGUGUCCCUAUCUGCUUUGGGUAUCAGGGUGAUAUUGGCUUCAUAGAAGCUGGAAGGGAGUGUUCCUGUAUUUUUGAUUUUUUUUUUGGAGGAGCUUUAAAAGUAGAGGUACUAACUGUUUCCUGAAGGUUUUGUAGAAUUCAUUUGUAAAGCCAUCUGGUUUUGCACUUUUAUUGUUGGGAAGAUUUUUAGUAACUGUUUCGAUUUCUUUGUGAUUCAUGUAUUUAGGUUCUGUAGUUCUUCCAGGUUCAGCUUUGGAAGGAUAUACGUUUCUAGGAAUUCUUCCAUUUCUCCCAGGUUCUCUAGCUUGAUAGCGUAUAGUUGUUCACAGAAGCUUCACAGGGUAUUUUGGAUUUCUGUGGUGUCUGUUUUGAUAUCUACCCUAUCAUUUACAAUUCUAUAUUUUGAAUCUUCUCCAUUUUUUUUUUUUUUUUUUACUGAGUCUGGCUAAGGUUUUGUCAAGAAUUUUGUAUUUUAAGUUAAAUAAAUAUUCAAACUUCUUGAAAAUGUAACUUGUAGUUAAAGGUCAUUAAUGAUGAAAAAGCCUAAAUAUAAAUGUCUAGUAUUAAAAUUAUUUUUCUUUGUUGAAAAAAGAUCUUGUGAUGUCUUUUAGUGUAAUUUUUAUUCGUAGUUUAACAGUGGCUUACAAGACUUUAAGGUUAUGUGCUAUAGUUCCAUGCCACCCAAAGCCUGGAAACUCCCAUUUUUGGACUCUGUUCUCUAGCUCUCUCUACUAACCGAGAGCUUCUUGCUUCUUUACAGCUGGUUUGCCGUCCACCCCGUCAGUAUGAACAACAGCAACCAUCUGGUCAACAGCGACAACGUGGGCUAUGCAGCUUACCUUUUUGAACAAGAUAAGAACCGAGGACACCUUCCUGGAGAGGGACCGUAUGUGGCAGCUUUUGCUUCAUCAAAUCUAGGAGAUGUGUCUCCCAACAUUCUCGGCCCACAUUGUAUCAACACGGGAGAGUCCUGUGAUAACGCCAACAGUUCCUGUCCCAUUGGUGGGCCUGAAAUGUGCAUGGCCUCGGGACCGGGCCAAGAUAUGCUGGAGAGCACUCAGAUGAUAGGGCACCUCCUGUAUGAGCGAGCCAAGGAACUGUAUGCUUCUGCCUCCCAGGAGGUGACUGGGUCCCUGGCUUCAGCUCAUCAGUGGGUGAAUAUGUCUGACGUCACCGUGUGGCUCAACUCUACACACACAGUAAAGACGUGUAAGCCUGCACUGGGCUACAGUUUUGCAGCUGGGACGAUUGACGGAGUUGGAGGCCUUAAUUUCUCACAGGGGACAAUGGAAGAGGAUCCGUUUUGGAAAAUGAUCCGGGAUCAGCUCUUGGGCAUACCCUCUGAAGAAAUCAAAGAAUGUCACAAACCAAAGCCCAUUCUUCUUCACACUGGAGAGCUGUCAAAACCUCAUCCUUGGCAUCCAGAUAUCAUUGAUGUUCAGAUUCUCACUCUUGGGUCCCUGUCGAUAGCCGCCAUCCCUGGAGAGUUUACGACAAUGUCUGGACGGAGACUUCGGGAGGCAGUUGAAGCAGAAUUCACAUCUAAUGGGAUGAAGAAUAUGACUGUUGUUAUUUCUGGUCUGUGUAAUGUUUAUACCCAUUACAUUACCACCUAUGAAGAAUAUCAGGCUCAGCGCUACGAGGCAGCGUCUACGAUUUACGGGCCACACACCCUGUCUGCUUACAUCCAGCUAUUCAAAGUCCUUGCUAAGGCGAUUGCUACAGACACAGUUGGCAACCUGAGCAGUGGUCCAGAACCUCCAUAUUUCAAACAGCUGAUCAUCCCAUUAAUUCCUAAUAUUGUGGAUAGAGCACCAAUAGGCACGACUUUUGGUGAUGUCCUGCAGCCGCUGAAACAGAUAUAUAGAGUGGGAGAAGUUGCUGAAGUUACAUUCGUAGGUGCUAACCCAAAGCAUUCAGCAGAAAACCAGACCUAUUCUACCUUUCUUACUGUGGAGAAAUAUGAGGCCACUUCAGAAACGUGGCAGGUAGUGACUAACGAUGCCUCUUGGGAAACUCGUUUCUAUUGGCACAAAGGACUCGCAGGUCACAGCAAUGCAACAGUGCAGUGGCAUAUUCCAAACACCACUCAGCCCGGAAUCUACAGAAUAAGAUACUUUGGAAAUUACCGCAAGCUGAAUUUCCUCACACCUGUCAUACUUCCAUUUGAAGGCACUUCUUCCACUUUUGAAGUAGCAACGACUUAGAGAAAAGCUGACAGUUCAUUUCACAGAGUAAAAUUACAUAUAAUUCAUUUGGCAAUUGAUUGGCAGGAAUGUGAACAAUCAGAUUGAUGUCUGGAAUUGUCCCUCUUAGGAGACUGAGGUCUUACUGCUGAAGGCUCAAAGCGGAGUGUGUGGGGCUGUAGGAGAGGUGGCAGGUGACAUGUGUGUGAGUUGGGUGUCCUCAUGCAUCUUGCUUUAAUGCUUCUGUUAUCUUCUGGCUCAUAACUUUGAUGUUUAAAGGGACCAUUAUUCUAUUAUGAAGCCUCUGAAAUUCAUGUUAGUAAGAGCAAAGUUAUGUGAACAGUGCUUACCCUAUUUAUUUAUAGAGUAAGUAAGUGUUAGCACUAGAAAUUUUUGAAGAGAUCACACUGUCUGAGCCUUUAUUUUAUAGAUGGGAAAAAUGAGAUUUUUUUUGCAUUUAAGAUUCUUAUGAAUCUAUAUGGCCUUUCCCUUUAGUGGCUUUGAAAUUAUUUUUUUAGCUGUAGCUCCGUGACCACAACAAUCCUAUAAACCAAAAUUUCUUCGCUAGUGGAAAAAAUUAUGUGAUAAUGACUAGAGAUGUGUAAGUCAAUAGAGAAAAUUAGCAUGUAUAUUUUUCUACAUUGAGCAUAUUCUUCCAAAGUCACCCUGAAGUUAUUACACUUAAUCCAGAACAACUAAUGCUCAAAUCAUUUCUGGAAUUGCCUUCAGAGAAAAAUUAUAAGAAACUUAGACUUGUAAUGUUUCGACCAUGCUGUGUGUUUUCUUAAGUGCCCUUAUGCCACUAAAUCCUGUCUCUCACUCCUAAGGUCUGCUUUACAUAAUUUUUUACCAUUUUCACUAAUUACAUUCACCCAAGCAUAAAACUUUGUUAUUUGUGUAGAUAUCAGAAGGAGGUCACUGUGGAGAGAAUUAAAAACAUAAUAAUAAAGGAGCUCUAAAUUUAUGCGGGGUUCCGACUCAUUUGAUCUCCUCUCUUAUCGUUUUAUAUCAAACUUAUUUUCACACCCAACGAGUCAAGUCAUACUUGGGAUGGAUGUAUAAACACUCGACUUCGACUUCUGGAAAGGAGAUGUGUAACACAAUGAAGAAGUCACAGAAGACCAUGGCAGCCUCUGUGGUCUCCGUAUCUUGUACAUUGUCUCAGUCUUGUGUCCACAUCUGCCAGGAAAGUAGCACCAGACAGUGUGGAAAAAGCUGUUUUCACAGCUAUUUUAAAGUACUGUGAAUUCUGAGCCUAGUGUUCUGAACUAUCAGAUAUGAAAGUCUGACUUAGAUUGUCUGAAAUAGUUGAUUGCAUGUAAAAUCAUUCAAAUUAAUGAGAAAUUCUUAGGCUGCUAAAUAAAUCUCUAAAAAAUAUUCAUGCUCUAUUGUAUGUAUGUAAAGACUUUUCACAUUUUAGAGGGAAAUUAGCCUUUCACUUAAGAGCCAAAUAACCUUUGAAGAAAUGCAAAGUGCAUUUCUGUGUGGCUUACCCACUAUGAGCUAUCCUGUACCAGAGUAGAUCUGAACCUCUUUGCAAACUCAGUACCCAAAAAUGGCUGUUUCCACAGAAGUUCAUUAUGGCAGAAAUUGCCAAAAGGCUCCUUAAAGUCUAAGGAUCAUUUUCCCCUCUACUGACAGAAUAUUGAGUGUAAAAGUCUGGAGGCUGAAGAGAGCAGUACUUUAUUUUUAUUCUCUUUGUUUUUGCCGGAAAGCUGUUCAAUUCUAGCUUAUGUUGGGGCUGGGAAUGGAUUCUGGAGCACUGGAGUCUCAGGCAUGAAAAUUGUUUGCAUGACCAGUAUGCAAUCUGCCCAGUCCAAACAGAUGAUUCUUAAAAUGUUUCCCCCCCCCCCAACAGAUCAAUUUUAUUAGAACUGAUGAUGUGGUUUAUAAAGCAUUGCUCAUGAUUUAGAAGUUUCGGAACAUUUUCACAACUUCCAGACUCAGUCUGAUUCCCUUACUGUUUGUCCAGUUCUGUGCCAGAUCACAUGUUGUCUUGCUGAUUGUUCUGCUUCUCUGCUGAGCCCUCUGCCUGCCUGUACUCCUGACCCAAAUAGCCCAAUGAAGCUUGUUUUCUCAUUAGCUUAUGUCUCUUCUGGCCCACAGGAUUCCAUUUCUGUGGUUAGUUUGUGUGUACAAGUCAAGCCAUGUGAGCAAUCUAUUUACUGACAUACAAGUGCAGAUCUAGCUGUGUUUUUAUUUGUGGGUAGCAAUGGCUCAUGGAUGCCAAAUUAUGAGGAGAAAAUCUAUUCAAAUAGCAGAAAGUACUGGACAUAAGGAAUUGCAUUUGGGGAAGAAUUUUGAAGGAUGCUUUGUUCAAGUUAAAGGCUGUUUCAUUUUUUAUAUUCUGUAUAUGCUGAUUUUCAGGAUUCUGUGACUUCCUCAAUAGCUCUGAAUAACCCCUCUUUUUCAAGUUUUUUAAAAAGUUUUUUAUCUUUAUUUAUUUUUUGGGUAGAAACAGCCAGAAAUGGAGAAGGAAGGUAGGAGAUAGAGAGAAAGACAGAAAGACACCUGCAGCACUGCUUCACCACUUGCAAAGCUUUCCCCCUGCAGGUGGGCACUGGAAGCUUGAAUCCAGGUCCUUGUGUAUUGUAACAUUUGCGCUCAACCAGGUGCACCACCAUAAGGCCCCUAAAAUACUCUUUUAUAGUUAGGGUAAAAAACAUG